Molecule: messenger RNA, 1359 nt
Organism: Capsella rubella
Lineage: Eukaryota; Viridiplantae; Streptophyta; Magnoliopsida; Brassicales; Brassicaceae
Exons: 1
Coding region: 2-1282 (426 amino acids)
Biological process (GO): regulation of alternative mRNA splicing, via spliceosome; mRNA cis splicing, via spliceosome
Cellular component (GO): catalytic step 2 spliceosome; U2 snRNP; U2-type prespliceosome
Molecular function (GO): RNA binding
Source: RefSeq, a predicted model, not a curated record
GAUGUCCUCUACGCAGAAUGAGAGAUCCAGGGUCGCUGAUGCAAUGAUCAGGAGCUCAUGUACUGAUGAUUCACCAAACUACUGUGAUUUCUGGCUUUCAAGCUGUGAUCUGCCUCCGCCUCCACCUAUCGAAUUCGCAUUCCUUCCUCUAGAGGUCACUGUCACACGCAAGGAUGUUGAUAUUAUCAAGCUCACAGCACAGUUUGUGGCUGUUUAUGGUAUGUAUUUUCGAAGAGCAAUGACGAAGAGAGUACUUGAGAAUCCUCUGUUUGAGUUUGUGAAGCCAACUGACAGCAGGAACCACUUUUACUCGGAGCUUUGUCUCGGGUAUUUGAGUGUGUUGAAGCCUUCCCAGAAGCUGAAGCCUUCCCAAAAGCUGAUCACGGGUGUUGAUGCUACAGGGGAAGUUGUUGAUGGUUUCUUCAAGCUUCUUGAUGAAUUGCUUGCAAAGCAGCAUCCGGAGGAUGGACUUGAGAUGGCUUUGACUGAUUUUCAUGCCUUUGAGUAUUUUGCCAACGUGGAGCAGACCGUGGUGCAUCUACCACCUGAAAUCCUUUCGAAAAUGAUGAAACUGAAGCUGUCACACAAUGGUUUGCUAUCGGGGAAAAACAAUUCAGAAAGCACAAGUAGCAUGGCCAGUAAUGUGAAUAAUGCAAGAUUCAGUAGCUCAGGAGCUCAGGUCCUUGCCACUGAUGAUGAUGCACCAGAAUGCCGCGAUCUCUGGCCUCUAUACUGUAAUCUGCCUCCACAUCCACCUAUCGAGUUCGCAUUCCUUCCUCUAGAGGUCACUGUCACGCGCAAAGAGGUUGAUAUUAUCAAGCUCACAGCGCAGUUUGUGGCUGUUUAUGGGAUGUAUUUUCGAAAGGCAAUGACUAAGAGAGUGGUUGAGAAUCCUCUGUUUGAGUUUGUGAAGCCAACAGACAGCAGGCACGACUUUUUCGCGGAGCUUUGUCUCGCGUAUUUGAGUGUGUUGAAGCCUUCCCAAAAGCUGAAGCCUUCCCAAAAGCUGGUCACGAAUGUUGAUGCUACGGGGGAAGUUCUUGAUGGCUUCUUCAAGCUUCUUGAUCAGUUGCUUGCAAAGCAGCAUCAGGAGGAUGGACCUGAGAUGGCUUUGACCGAUUUUCAUGCCUUUGAGUAUUUUGCUAACGUGGAGCAGACAGUGGUGCAUCUACCACCUGAAAUCCUUUCAAAGUUUUUGAAAAGGGAAUUACUACGUAAAUCACAGAAUCAGACUCUGGGGAUGAUGUCACCUGCACCACCUAAUCCUACGCAUGCACAGUAAAUUUACAUAGAUUCAAAUGUGGAGCUAACAAAUUUUAUUUUAUUUUUUUGGUCAAAAGGAACUACCAAAUUUAUGUU